Molecule: messenger RNA, 597 nt
Organism: Entamoeba dispar SAW760
Lineage: Eukaryota; Evosea; Mastigamoebida; Endamoebidae
Product: DNA repair and recombination protein rad52, putative
Exons: 1
Coding region: 1-597 (198 amino acids)
Biological process (GO): double-strand break repair via single-strand annealing; mitotic recombination; double-strand break repair via homologous recombination
Cellular component (GO): nucleus
Source: RefSeq, a predicted model, not a curated record
AUGUCUCAUGAAAUAAAACCACAUUUUGGUUUUGAAUUGUUUGAUAAUUAUACUGAUAUUCAAAGACAGUUGGAAAAAAAUACACCUGCAGAUGUCAUUAAAACGAUGGAAGAUAAAGAAAAUAAUCAAGUUAUUAGUUAUAUUCCAUGGUGGACAAUUGUAGAAAUGGCAAAUAAUAUAUUUGGUGAUGAUGGUUGGUCAAACUAUAUUACUUCAUUCUCUAUAGAUUCAAUAGAAUAUGAAAAUGGUCAGUUUGAAGUUACUUCUUCUGCUCAAGUAAAAAUAGAACUGAAAGAUGGGACUUCACAUGAAGAUAUUGGUGUUGCAACGUCAUAUGAUAAGGACCGUGGAGUUGCUUGUCAGAUGUCUAAGAAAAUGGCCAUUGGAGAUGGAAUUAAACGAGCGUUUAGAUUGUUUGGAAAUAAUUUAGGAAAUAACCUUGAAAGAAAAAGAAAUAUUUCAAACAAAGAAAACACCAAAAAUAUUUCAAACAAAGAAAAUGCUAAAAGUAUUUCCUUAUUAUCAAAGAAAGAAAAUGAGACAAAACCUAAGCGUACACAACCUACGCCAAUAGUAAUAAUUAGACGUAAGAAAUAA